GAAAGACUCCCGAAAACGGAGUGCUGGGCCUAUGCCGCUGGCGUUGGGGGCUACAUGCGCCAUCGGCGCUGGCCUGCUGGGGGCGCUGGCUGCUUCCUCAGCCAAGCUGUCUUUGGGCGCUGAUUACUUGCGGGCUGCUUGCCAAGCCGCCCUCGGGGAAGAGGAGACCACCGGGGAAACCUGUACCUGGGUAUCCAUGAUACUUCGAGUAGUUUGUGGUGGUCUAGUGUUUGUGUGCAAUGCCAUAAUGUGGACUUUCUUUGCUAAAGCUUUAAGAUAUUCCUCCUCCUCAGCUACAGUAACUGUGACAUCAACAGCAUCCAACCUCAUCUUUUCAGCCUUUUUAGGAAGGUUGUUGUUUGGAGAAAUAGAUGACCUGUUAUGGUGGAUCGGAAUAUUCAUUUCCCUUCUUGGACUUCUGUUACUUCACACCUCACCAUCUCUACUAGAACAAGUCUGUCUAAAGGAGAAAAAGAAAUAGAAUGCAACAGGCUUUUAAUUCAUAACACAGGAAAGGAAUAAACAAAUAAAAUAGGACUCCAGAUUUGGUGGAAAUACAGAAUUGCCAUGAUGUACUUAUAGCAGAUAUUGUUAUGCUGGAUACUCAAAAUACUUUAGUCACAGUGACCAUAAACAGAAUUUUGGAAAAAAGGACAGCCAUCAUAUUUGUGACACUUGAGGAAAUUUGGUGAAUAAUUAUCAUAGUUUACCAUGAUCAACUGGAAUAAAGGAUCGUUCACAAUUCUUAAGAAAGAUAUGGUAUUAAAUGCAAUAGGUUUUCCCCUUUUCUGCAUUAAGCUGACUAAUCACAAGAGAGAGUAAGAAAUAAAUCCAAAUUGACUUCUUUUCACAUUACAAAAUAUGUCUACUGUAUGUUGUAUGCUGAUGGAGUUGGCAGUAUUGUAUCCAUGAUAAUGCAGAUUACCAAAAUAAAUAUCAAAUACACAUUUUUAAAUAAUUUACAUCAACAAAAAUAUAAAAGUGAUGACAUCAAUAUGAUUAGACAUGCACUUCCGGUUCCAAAUUGCGGCACUCGCAGCUGUGCGAGGAGACUGCUCUCUUCACCAGCUGAUU
Protobothrops mucrosquamatus (brown spotted pit viper) is the source of this 1074-nucleotide messenger RNA. It is a transcript of the gene TMEM42, whose product is annotated as transmembrane protein 42. The transcript is spliced from 3 exons. Gene Ontology annotation, cellular component: membrane. The record is from RefSeq and is a predicted model, not a curated record. Bases 32 to 481 code for a protein of 149 amino acids. NCBI's taxonomy places the organism in Eukaryota, Metazoa, Chordata, Lepidosauria, Squamata, Viperidae.